GAGGCUGACUGCCAAGCUCUCUGAGAUGGAAGCAGGAGCGAAGGCACUGACAGAGCGGGAAAUUAGGCUCAAGAAAGAGGUACAGGAGAAGACCAAGAGCAGGCAACAGCUCAGUUUGGUAAUGGAAGAGUAUGAGAAGACAAUAUCUCAGUUGGUGGCCCAGAAAGAGGAAGAAAAGAAAGAGUCUGAAUGCAAAAAAGAAUUGUUGAUGAAGGAAAGGGAUACUGCAAUGCAGCACUUGAACAACAUGGAGAUAGCUUUCAAUGAUGUGCAUCAAAAAUAUGAACGCAGUAAAACUGUGAUUGAGGGGAUGAAAGCAAAUGAAGAUGUUUUGAAAAGGAGUUUGGAUGAUCCUGGGUCUUUCACCAUUACAAGGCUCCAUGCCAUACAUCCAAGUUAUCCUCAACUCAUGUCCAAGGCUAAUCAAGAAUUAGAUCUGAUACGUCGCUCACACCAAGUGGAACAAGCAAAACUGAAAGCCAUGCUGAAGAAGGCAGAAGUCAGAGUGACCUCACUGGAAGAAUCUCUUGAGCAGAAGUCCAAGGAGAAUCAGGAGUUGGCAGCUAUCUGCGACGAACUGAUCAACAAAGUGGGCAGUGGUACCAAACUGAACAGUACCAACAUUCCGCGGCAGCCAGCAGUGAUGUGUCCGAUCUAG
This is a messenger RNA of Homalodisca vitripennis (glassy-winged sharpshooter), 658 nucleotides long. Its product is annotated as transforming acidic coiled-coil-containing protein 3-like. Gene Ontology annotation, biological process: cell population proliferation; mitotic spindle organization. NCBI's taxonomy places the organism in Eukaryota, Metazoa, Arthropoda, Insecta, Hemiptera, Cicadellidae. Gene Ontology annotation, cellular component: cytoplasm. The record is from RefSeq and is a predicted model, not a curated record.